AUGAGGCCUUCGCCUUUGGUUCUCGAUGACAUUGUGAAGAGUCUUGCUCACAAAGGUGAGCAGGUCCCGUUGGUCGGGUAUCCAAAGGACGACUCCGUGAUGGAUUUCGAGCUGUAUACUGCAAGACACCUGAACUUGCUUAUCGAGCGAGCUGCAAAGUAUUACCAACGGCUUCUGCCCAUUGAAGCUACCAGUGAACCUAUUGUCGCUCUCGUAGGGCCAUCUGACCUGGACUACCUCAUCGCCAAAUUCGCUCUGAGCAGAAUCGGCUUCGGGAUACUUUUGUUGUCGACCAGACUCACACCAGAAGCUUGCCUCAAGCUAAUGAAAGAGAAUGAUUGUAGGACGGUCAUUCAGGCCCCCUCGAGACUUGCAUUAAAUCUAGGAGACAGGGCGCAUGACCUCGACAGCUCUGUCUCUGUAUACAAAAUCGCUACCCGAGACAUCUAUCGCGAUGCAAGCUGGGAUUCUCAGGUUUUGGAUUGGAGCGAACUCGAUGCAGAGAGUGCGUCCCAGCGCACUGCCAUCGUAUACCAUUCAUCCGGCUCGACAGGUUUACCCAAAUCAAUCGCCACAACUCAUUGUAAACUACUGGCCCCUAUCCCAACUGGGAACGGUACAACGGUCUUGACUUCGAGUCCUCUUUGUCACGCAUUUGCCAGCAAGCUGACGAUUAAUUGCAUGAUGGUUGAGAAAUGCAUGUACCUAACUAAUGCAAACAUGCCGCUAACAGCUCAAACCCUGGCUGAGAUCUGUCGUGUUGUGCAGCCACAAGUUUUCUUGACUGUACCAUACGUUUUGAAGCUCAUGGCGGAAACCGAUGACGGUGUGUCUGAGCUCAUCAAAUGCAGGUCUGUCGUUUCCUCUGGAAGCCAGCUCUCAGAUGAAUUAGGCGACAAACUGGUGGAAGCAGGAGUCAACAUUGAAGUCCUGUUUGCAGGUACCGAGCCCGGAAUGGUCGGCUCAUCCAUCAAUCGGCCUUCGGACGACAACGCAUGGAAUUACUUUCGCCUCGUACCUGCCGUGCAGCAAAACGUGCAGUACAAACCUCUGGGCAACAACACUUUCGAGCUCGUCUAUCUCUCAACCUUACCUACGUUGAACAUGUUCAACUCGGACGAUCCACCAGGAUCCUUUCACUCGAGCGACAUUGUCACACCGCACCCUACCAUCCCCAACGCAUGGAAGUACGUCGGUCGCAUUGACGACCGUAUUUCCCUUUCUACAGGUGAAAAAGUGUUGCCUUUGCCUAUGGAAGGUCGAGUACGCCAAGAGGCCUUUGUGAGGGAGGCUGUCGUCUUUGGUAUCGAUAGAUCUGUUCCCGGUCUUCUGGUGUUCAAGGCUGACGCGGCUCGGGAAAUGUCUGAUGAACAGUUCAUCUCGGCCAUUUGGUCUGCAAUAAAAGCUGCUAACGCUAAAACUGAGGCCUUUGGUCGCAUUGGUCGUGAAAUGGUUGUUUGUUUACCUGUGGAUGCUCAAGUCCCUAUGGCCGAUAAAGAGUCCAUCAUCAGGUCAAAAGUGUACAACAUGUAUGAGCAGCAGAUCCAGGGGGCGUACCAUAAGUUGGAGUAUGGCUCGCAAGGUGGACUACAGUUAAGCUUGCCUGAGCUUGAGCGGUUCAUUCUGAAACUCGUCCACGAACAGAUCUCUGUCAACAUCAGCGACGCUGAAACCGAGUUCCAUCAGGCAGGCAUGGACAGCUUGCAAGCCAUUCGUUUGCGGGGCCUGAUCCUUAGGAAGGUAGCAGUCAAAGCUGGCAAGAAGUUAUCUCAAAACGUCGUCUUCGAAAGCGGCAAUGUGAAGCGUCUAGCAGUAAAGAUCCACUGUUCAGGCAACAAUGAACAGGAAGAUGAAGCUGAAGACGGGAUCUCGUUGAUGCGGAACCUGAUUUCAGAAUUCUCAACCUUUUCGCCCCAUACACCGGGCAGUCGGCACAUGUCGUCAGCCUCUGUGGUAUUGCUCACGGGUGCCACUGGAUCUUUGGGAGCACACUUGCUCUCUGAGCUACUCUCCUCGACCACGGUCUCUGAAGUCUUCUGCAUCGUCCGAGGCAGUGAGCCACUCCUACGUCUACACCACGCCCUCAAAUCAAGGAGCCUGCCGCAAAAUCGACUAAGACACAAGGUUAAGGUGAUAAACAGCAAUAUCUCUCUGUCCAACCUAGACAUGGAUGACGCCAUUGUGAGCGUCUUAAAACACAAGCUCACACACGUAAUACACGCGGCCUGGCCCGUGAAUUUCCAACUCGGCCUCCGUGCCUUCAAACCCCAACUCCAGAUCCUGCAUUCCCUGCUCCAACUCUGCUUGUCCGUCACCAGCUCACAGCCAGCGAAAUUCAUCUUCUGCUCGUCCAUUUCCGUUGCUCUUGCAACCGCUCCACCUGCAUGUAUCCCAGAAACCGCUAUGGUGGAUAUCAAGCAGGCGCAAGCGACAGGCUACGCCAGAUCCAAGCUCGUCUCUGAACGCAUUCUGGAAGUCGCAAUGGCGAGUGCGGGUGCGCGUGUCCAGGUCUUGAGGAUUGGGCAGGUGGUGGGAGAUACUCGGCAUGGACUCUGGAAUGAUAGUGAAGCUUGGCCGUUGGUUAUACGCAGCGCAUUGACGUUGAAGACACUACCUGCUUUUGACAUGAUGUGCUCGUGGUUACCUGUUGACGUGCUCGCAAAAACUAUUCUGGAGGUCGGUGUUGAGCAGGACUGCAAUAGGGAGAAUUCAUUUCUCAACAUUGAAAAUCCGUGCAGGUUUCAUUGGACCAGGGAUCUGCUUGCGGAACUCAAGAAAAAGGGUCUCGAGUUUAAGACUGAGGAUUCGCAGAUCUGGUUGAGGAGACUUACAGAGUACCAAAACAAGACUCCGGACGAGAGUGCUGUACAGCAAAAUCCAGCGGUUAAGCUGUCUGAGUACUUUGAGCAGUUUGUUGACAACCUCGAUAGGGAAAGCACUGGAGACUGCAGGAAGGUCACAUUUGACACGACCAAGGCAAGAAAAUGUAGCGAGCAUCUCCAGAAUGCGCCAGAUGUGUUGGCGACUGGCUUAGUGGGGAAGUUCUUGAAAAAAUGGAUGGCUGAAUGGCAACAAAAAUGA
This is a messenger RNA of Aureobasidium namibiae CBS 147.97, 3081 nucleotides long. Its product is annotated as putative NRPS-like enzyme. Lineage: Eukaryota; Fungi; Ascomycota; Dothideomycetes; Dothideales; Saccotheciaceae. The transcript is spliced from 4 exons. Bases 1 to 3081 code for a protein of 1026 amino acids. The record is from RefSeq and is a predicted model, not a curated record.